Messenger RNA from Triticum aestivum (bread wheat), 1574 nucleotides. RefSeq lists its product as uncharacterized. The record is from RefSeq and is a predicted model, not a curated record. The transcript is spliced from 2 exons. The coding region runs from base 490 to 1305 and encodes 271 amino acids. Lineage: Eukaryota; Viridiplantae; Streptophyta; Magnoliopsida; Poales; Poaceae.
AACCAACCGAGCUACUCCCUGGGAAAAAUCCUACUGCUACUGCCCAACGCGACGGCCCCCCGCACCACGACCACUACCUCCAGCUCCCGAUCCCUCCACCCCACCUUCUUCAACCUCCCACCACGCCGCCGGCGCCGACUCCCCGCACCACCCAGCCUUUCCUGCGUCGACCCCGCCCUCCCUGCGUCAUCACUUCGACGGAUCAGGGCCUCUCUCCACUGGAUCCGCCCCUGCCUUCCACCACUCUGACGUCGAGAUGGCCGACGCCUCCACGUUCUCCCACUGCUCGUGCCGGUCCCCAGUGCUCUGCCCCGAUGCCCCACCUUCUUCUUCCUCCCUCCCCUUCCUCCCCAAACCCACCGCCACCACACCCCAACGCCGGAUCCUGGCCUCGGUGGUUGCCGGAUUGGCGCCAGAUCCACGACCCCUCCCCAGCGCACCCCACACUCGAGGGCUCCAGGACGGCCACUCCCAGCAAAGGCGACCAAGAUGGGGAGAGGGAGGCGCUCUUCUCUGGUGAGACCAACGGCGGUCAUGGCUCUGCUUGGGACCCCUCAAGGUCGCCAACCACAAUCCAGCCCCCGCACUGAAUCCAUGGCGGAUGGAUCGAGUACCGGCCUUCUCGGCCUGCCACUAGGGUCCCGAGGCACCGCCGCCGGUGGCCACACCGCCCGCCGCACCAGAGCGCCAGCUGCGGCAAGGCUGCUUCCCUGCGUGUGGUCUGAAAGAGAACAAGGUGCAACUCGCCGGCUUGUGCUCGUGCAGUACGUCGUGCCGGUCGUAUUGGUCGUCGGUGCAGUCCGCAAACAUGCCGUUUGUGGUGGUGAUCUACUCCACCAUUCGCGCCCGACCAUCACAGCAACCCUCUUCCCUUGGCUCCCUCCUUCCCUACUCUGCAAACUCCCUCCUCCCAGCAACACUACCCUCUUUCUAGUGAAGGGCAUGCUUCUGAGGCCACAGUGGGUCUCCGUCGUGCUCCCUUCCCCUGGUUCUGGUGCUCGAGUGGAAAAUUGCUAUUUUUUCUCUCGCAGUUCGGUUCACAGACUGCUUGUGGUUCAUUUUGUUGUUAUUUUGUGUAGGAGACAAGGACUGCAACAAAAACUUAAGCACUCCCCUGGCUACGACGCGGCUGCCGGAUGCCCCCAUGUCCUGCUUUUCCCCUGCCAAAUCCACUCCGCUUCCCCUGAUAUGAUGUAUGUCCAGUUUAGUUCGCGUGUGCAAGGUUCUACACUACAUCGAGCUCCCAGGAUACCAAAUUGCAAUUCACUUUUAGAUUCAGAAAAAGGGUGCUGUGCAAUUUUCUAGGGAACUGGAAGUUCAUAUAUUUUUUGAAAAAUUCACUGUCUCUUGGAGAGGUUCGCUCCUCACCGUUGUGGUUUACUCUGUUCCCUGUGAACCAAAACAAAAGAGACACAAAAAGAAAAUUUCCCCUGGUAGUAUGGGAGAGAGCGGUUCGCUUCUGUGGGCCUAGAGGUUCACUCCACAAAAUAUGCAGCUCAAUGUGAUGUUGUUUUAAUUCAGUUCCAUUGUUUUGCUGGAGCUUUGUUGUUGUUAAAGAAAUCCACUGUAGUCAU